AUGGCUGCCAACUUGAGCUCAAAGGAGCUGGACGACAUCUACUCGUUCGCUAUCCAGCUUGGCAAGGAUGCCGGCAAAAUGCUACUGGAAGCUGCCAUGCUACGCUGCAAGGGCGGAAUCGCCGAAAACACAGCCCACGUGGAGAAGAUGAACGCCGUUGAUCUGGUAACCCAAACCGAUGAAGAUGUCGAGGCCUUUGUCAAGAACAGCAUCACCAAAAAGUUCCCUGCGCACAAAUUCAUUGGAGAGGAGACUUAUUCCAAAGGCACCUCGAAAGACUACCUCGUCAACGAAGAGCCAACAUGGAUCGUCGACCCGCUUGACGGAACGGUGAACUACAUUCAUCUGUUCCCCAUGUUCUGCGUCUCGAUCGCUUUCGUUCACAACCAUGUCCCGACCAUCGGUGUCAUCUACGCUCCCUUUCUCAACCAGCUUUUCACCGCCUGUCGCGGCCGCGGAGCUUGGCUCAAUGAGACGCAGCAACUGCCCCUGAUCCGGAACCCCAUUCCCCCAAUGCCGGCCAAGGCUCCUUCAGGUUGUGUCUUCAGUUGUGAAUGGGGCAAGGACCGCCGGGAUUCACCCGAGGGUAACAUGCACAGAAAGAUAGAGAGCUUCGUGAACAUGGCAGCCGAGGUUGGCGGAAGAGGAGGAAAGGGUGGCAUGGUUCACGGCGUGCGCAGUCUGGGAAGUGCCACACUCGAUCUGGCCUACACGGCCAUGGGGUCUUUCGACAUAUGGUGGGAAGGCGGAUGUUGGGAAUGGGAUGUUGCUGCCGGCAUUUGCAUUCUGCAGGAAGCCGGUGGACUCGUCACCACCGCCAACCCGCCCGAGAACCCGGCCACUGCGACUAUUGAGGACGUCAGGCUCGGCUCAAGGCUAUACCUCGCAAUCCGUCCUGCCGGGCCUUCCGAAAAUGGCGAGAGUGGCAGAGAAAGCCAGGAGCGCACUGUUAGGGAGGUCUGGCGAAGGGUGAGGCACCUUGAUUACACGAGGCCUGGUGCGUGA
This is a messenger RNA of Lasiodiplodia theobromae, 1005 nucleotides long. Its product is annotated as Inositol monophosphatase. The transcript is spliced from 6 exons. The coding region runs from base 1 to 1005 and encodes 334 amino acids. NCBI's taxonomy places the organism in Eukaryota, Fungi, Ascomycota, Dothideomycetes, Botryosphaeriales, Botryosphaeriaceae. The record is from RefSeq and is a predicted model, not a curated record. Gene Ontology annotation, molecular function: inositol monophosphate 1-phosphatase activity. Gene Ontology annotation, biological process: signal transduction; inositol metabolic process; phosphatidylinositol phosphate biosynthetic process.